AAUCUUUAUUUAAAGCGUCUGACACAUGCUAUAACUGAGCGGAAGUAUUAAGAAUAACAUUAUCUUAUUUAGUUAAAUAACCAUCUCAUUAUAGAUUUCUCUGAAAAAUAGACGGAUCAAGUUGUGUCUGUGUGUGUGAUGUUAUUGUUAAUUUUGUGAUCAAUGACAAUGGUUGUAUUUUUUGUGUUUUAGAAGUUCUAAAGAAGAUGAUGGAGCAAGUUCACAGAAAACUGUUACAACGCAACAGAACAACACUUAUAGAUAACAUAUCAAAUCCUAUAGAUGUCGUUGAAAAGUUGUUUGAGAAAAAUCUGUUCACAGAGGCGAUGAAACAAGAAGUAGAGGCCGAGAGGACAAAAAAUGGCCAGAUAAGGAAGAUACUAGAUACAGUUCCUAAAAGAGGCCCCACUGCAUUUAAUAUAUUUUAUGUGAGUUUGCUUGAGACAGCCAAUGAUACUGCUGCUGAUAUACUUAAACCAGAGUUACAGGGCACUCAUCCACAUCAUGGCGGGGCUGGGGAGAGAGGAUAUGCCAUACCACAACCAGGAGUUGAAUUGCCACAAGACUGGCCAAAUGUAGCAGCAAUGACCAUGGAGAUAAAAGUUCUACCAUGCAAUGUGAGAUCUGACUUGGUGAGACAUAACUGGAUUAGUCCUAACGUUUAUUCCAUGAAAAAGCGUUGCCGGGGGCGAUGUUUAAUCCUGUCAAAUCAAACAUUUUAUGGACCAUUGGAGAAGGACAGCAAAGGUGUGGCACGAUGUAUACUUCCUUCUAGACAUGGUACUGUCAAAGACAGAGAUGAUCUCAAAGUAUUGUUUAAACAGUUACAUUUUGAUGUGAUCACUCGCAAUGAGCUAACAGUUCAGGAUUUUCAUAGUGAAUUACUGCGGGAGGCAGCUCAUUCUGAUCAUAACCAGGCCGAGUGUUUUGUUUGUGUCAUAUGUAGCCAUGGCACUAAGACAGGGAUCUAUGGUGUAGAUGGUGGAGUUAUCCCCCUUGAAAAUGUCACAAAAUAUUUUGAUGGUGAACAUUGUAAAGGUUUACAGUCAAAGCCAAAAUUAUUCUUCAUUCAGGCUUGUCAAGGAGAAACUGCAGACAGACCAGGUUCAAAUGUUGUAGAUGGUGGUCAGGAUUUAUCAAACCUGUUAGAAAAGGUUCAUAUAGCUGAUCAAACAGAUGCUGCAAAAGAAACUUCUGAACAGCUUGAUCCAAACUCAGUGCCUACAAAAACUGACAUGUUGGUUGCAUGUGCUACACAUCCAGGAUAUGUGUCUUUACGGAACACUAAGUAUGGGUCUUGGUUUAUACAGGCUGUGAUAUACGUGUUUCAGAAAUAUGCGUGUAAAGAAGACAUAUUUGGUUUACUCAUUUUGGUAAAUAGCCUAGUUGCUCGUGGUCGUACUGCCUUAGAUGAGAAAGGUCCACGUGAUGUGAUGCAGGCAUCCUUAUUUACUGCCUCCUUGACAAAGAAGUUCCUGUUUUUUCCUGGAGUAGUAGCAGACUCAGAAACUUGAUAUUUUACACAGUGAUUUGAUAAAAUGACAGUUGUGACAGUUACAAUUCAUGGUCUAAUUUAUGAACCUUCUUUUCUAACCAAAGAUACCGGUAUAUGAAUCAAGAUGAAUAUAAGAACUAACAAUCAAUGAGCUAUACGUGUUAUGUUGAUCUGUUAAUAGUUCAGUGAAGUUAUGAGAAUGAAAUACAGUCAACCUUGCUUGAGAUAUUAUGUCUAUUAAGACCACUUUCCAGUUCCUUUUUGUAUCAAAACAAAUUAUAUUGUUUUAACAAACCAUUAAAAAAUGUGUAAAGAGACUUCUCUUUGGUGAUCUGUUAAUGCAAACUGGGGGGUUCGUUUUGAGGAGGCUGCGCUUUUGGUGCGUGGCAUUCCCUGUUUGAUAUUUCUCUUUGUUUUUACUGUAUUUAGAGUGGGCUCUUGACCCAUUUUAAUGUUUACAUAUUAAUUUGCAGUUACCAGUAUCUGGUGAUUAAUAGAUUGUCAAGAUUCUUGUAGAAAAAUCAAGCAGCAGUUAAAGAGGAAGAGACAGGUAGAAGAUGAAGAGAGAGGAAGAAUUUAUGAUGUCACAGGCUCUCUGUUCCAGGAUUUUCUCAGGAAUUAGGUAGAAGGACAAAUCAUGAAACUAUGUAUUACAAAACAAAAUAAAGUUGUACAAGUUAGGCCUAAGCAUAAACAUCUGAUAUAGUUUAAAAGCAGUGAAUGCUGUACAACGUAAUUUCAGUGUUGUUUUUCUGUGGUCAGAUGAAGUUGUUCCAUAAACUAAUAAUGAUAAUUUUGCACUGUUUAGUACAGGUUAAUCUUGAUCAUAUUUUGGCAGUAUUUGUACCUAUGUUUUAAUACAUGUGUAUAGAAAUGGUCAUUUUUUCUUAUGUCUCUAUCUGAUUGAGGCUCAUUAUGUGAGAGUCGUGGCUGUAUUAUAGUUCGACUGCGUCUUUUGAGCCGUGACGGAAUGAUACACUUUUUCAAUUGGGUUAUAUCAAUAUUUGCGGUCCAUACCUGGCUGACAAAUCUCUCUAGAGUAAGUUAAUAUGUGUGUUUUGUUAAUCAUGAACUCAAUUAUAUCGCUGGCGCAAUAGAUAGAACGUAAUGGUUAUAAACUGUGAGAUACGAGAUAGAUAGAAUGUAAUGAUUAUAAACCGUAAGGUGCGAGUUCAAUCCCAGGUUACGACCAUAUUUUAUUCCUACUACACAUUUUUUUUUUUCAAUUUUAUUUUAGUCAAACAUUUUUGAAGACUCUUUAAAAAAAACACACACACAUUACAUAUUUCAGUAAUAAUGUUUGACUGUUUAUAUAUUUUUGGUAUAUUUUGCUACUUUUAUUUCAGUUUAAUUCAUGUCAUGUAAUUUCGACUUCACUUGCUGUGUUUGUUGAAAACCCUUCAGCCGUAUCAGUCUCUCAGUCAGAUGACGAAUUGGAAUCAGGGUUAAGCUCAAUGAUCACUGGUGCUGGAAGAUCAUUAACUUAUCGAUUCAAUGAACUGCACAGUUUUCUCGAGCAAUGACUAUUGAACCAAACGAUUAAAAAUGAAAAA
This is a messenger RNA of Mercenaria mercenaria, 3048 nucleotides long. RefSeq names its product caspase-3-like. The coding region runs from base 207 to 1514 and encodes 435 amino acids. NCBI's taxonomy places the organism in Eukaryota, Metazoa, Mollusca, Bivalvia, Venerida, Veneridae. The transcript is spliced from 9 exons. The record is from RefSeq and is a predicted model, not a curated record. Gene Ontology annotation, biological process: proteolysis; regulation of apoptotic process. Gene Ontology annotation, molecular function: cysteine-type endopeptidase activity.